UGGAGUUUUUCAAGAAAUGGCCGACGCCUACGAGCCACCUGACGACGCGCAUCGGCGAUUCGCUCAACGACAACGAGCGCCCGAGGAGUCGCCUGUGGCGUACAGGGGUGCAGUGCUUGAUUUGGCUAUGGCCGCGUAUCCAGAUACAACACCUGACCUGCUCGAGCCUCUCAUCUUGGGCAAGAUGCUCGAGCUGUCGCGGGAUCUUGGGAUUCCCAUGCCGGUGUGCGGGCAUGAGAAGCUCACCUCCCGGGCGGCGGCGAAAUGUCUGGAUGCACAAUUCAACCUACGACGAUGGAAACAGGUCACGGCGUGGACAGGGGGGCCCGUCGCGGAGGGUGGCGCUCUGGGUUGGGACCCUACGAAGUCGGUAUACGUGCCGGAUGAGCGGGGCCCUCAGGAGCUGACGGCCGCCUCGGUGCCAUGGUCAGGCCGCGGUGGACCGGCCUCUCGUGCUGCACCGCCGAUACGCGGGCGGCGCGAUGCAAGGCCUGCGCUUCGGCGCAACGACGCCGAUUGCUUCCGCUGCGGACGGAAGGGCCACUACGCGAAGGACUGCUGGGCCCGCAUCCCGGGUCCGCCACAACAGGAGGCCUCAUUACCGGCCAAGCCGCCCAAGGAUCCACCGAAACAGGCAAGUCGGCACGCACCAGACACCCGGCAAGGCUUUACACCUCACCCAUCACCUUCGUUGUGCGGUCAUAGUGUUGUUGUUAAAGAGGGACCUUCGACGGGGCCUUGUCGCUCUGUGACGCAGUGGCGCAAAUUGGCACGGAGGGUUGUUGCGGCCGCUACGGGUUCGUCCACCGUGCCGGGGUCUAUACAAGGGGUGGACGUGCGCAUUUUGGUCGAUUCCGGGGCGUCCGCGACUAUUAUUUCGGAUGUCAUUUUUCAUCUGUUAGGCAUCCCACCCGGGGCCGUGCGUCCGGUUUACGGGUCGUGCGUCGCUGCGAACGGGGGUAGUAUGGGCAUCGUGGGCCAGGUGGACGCUAAAAUAUCUAUUGGGGAUGUGUCGGCCUCGGGCGUUGUGUUGAUUUCAAGAUCCUUGGCAGUUCCCUGUUUAUUGGGCACUGAUUUUCUGGCUAAGAUGCCUAUUUUGAUCAAAAUUAAUGAGAAUUGUAUUGAACUGCCGGGUGGCCGUCAAAUUUCGUUUCUGCCGUCGCCCUGGGGGCGACCUGCUUCGGCCGUACAAGUGCAGGCGCUAUCCGUGGCAUCUGUUGAUAUUCCACCUGGUUCACAGAUGCUUAUUCCCCUGCGGUAUCGGAAGCCCCUGCCUGGUCGGCUGGGAGCGGUUGGGAUCUUGUUGUCACCUUCAGCCUCGAUAACGGCCGGAUCGGCGCUGGUCGGAGCGCAGACCAUCGUCCGGCCAGACCAAUUACCGUUUUUGCAGGUGCUCAAUGCGGGUACGGAAAAUGUCUGUGUCCCAGCCGGCACGGUUGUGGCACAUGCCACCACGGCAUUUACGGCUCACGAUUGUGCGCAUAGCCAGGGAGUGGUUGCUGGUGUUUCCGAGCCUGUGGCUUCGGAUGACCGCUGGAUUGCUAGCUUAUGUGACGGAAAUUCUUCCCUGUCUGUGGAUCAACGGGGUGCGCUUCAUAAAUUGUUAUUGACGUAUUCCGAUGUGUUUAGCUCCAAUGAUUUGGAUUUGGGACGCACCUCAUUGCUUCACCAUCACAUUGCUACAGGCGACGCUGCCCCUAUUCGGUUGAAUUCGCACCGAAUGAGUCCGGCCGAGCGGGAACACGUUCGGGGGGCAGUGGAGGAUAUGUUGGCUGCGGAUAUUAUAUCGCCGUCGAACAGCCCAUGGGGCGCGCCUGUGGUUUUGGUUAAGAAAAAGGAUGGCAAAUUGCGAUUCUGUGUUGACUUUCGAAAAUUGAAUAAGAUAUCGGUGGCAGAUGCGUAUCCCCUGCCGCGUAUGGACGACUCCCUCGACGCAUUGUCGGGGGCUAAGUAUUUCUCUACACUGGACCUCUCUUCGGGAUUUUGGCAGCUUCCCCUUGACGAGCCCUCACGGGAGAAGACCGCAUUCCGUACGCCGCAGGGGUUGUUUCAAUUUAACUGCCUUCCGAUGGGGCUGAAUGCGGCCCCUGCCACAUUUCAAAGGCUCAUGGAACUCGUUUUGACGGGGUUGCAGUGGGAGACAUGUCUCAUAUAUUUGGACGAUAUCAUCGUCUUCAGCCGCACAUUUGAUGAACAUUUAAGGCGGCUGGAGACGGUGUUCGCGAGGAUGCGCUCCGCGAACUUGAAAUUUAAACCAAAGAAAUGUCACCUACUGCAACGGUCCGUCCGUUAUUUGGGGCACAUCGUGAGUGCUGAGGGGGUGUCUACGGACCCGGAAAAAACGGCGUGCGUCCGAGAUUGGCCGACUCCGGUCACCGUGGGGGAUGUACGUCGCUUUCUGGGAUUUGCCUCGUAUUAUCGAAGAUUUGUACCGAAUUUUGCGACCAUCGCGAGGCCCUUGCACCUCCUUACGGGUAAGGGACGUAAGUUUGCGUGGGGACCGCCGGAAGAGGCGGCCUUUCAGAGUCUGCGUAAUCUGUUGGCUACCGCCCCAACAUUGGAUUAUCCGGAUUUCAAUCAACCGUUCAUUCUUGAUACGGAUGCGAGCGACACAGGUAUUGGCGCGGUGUUGUCUCAGUCUAAAGGG
Molecule: messenger RNA, 2647 nt
Organism: Lethenteron reissneri (Far Eastern brook lamprey)
Lineage: Eukaryota; Metazoa; Chordata; Hyperoartia; Petromyzontiformes; Petromyzontidae
Biological process (GO): proteolysis
Molecular function (GO): nucleic acid binding; aspartic-type endopeptidase activity; zinc ion binding
Source: RefSeq, a predicted model, not a curated record